AUGUCUGAGCGUAAAGUUCUUCAGAAGUACUACCCGCCGGACUUCAACCCGGCGGACCUCACCCGAAAGCGCGGAUCCAAACCUACAGGCCCCAAGGUGCAGACGGUCAGAAUCAUGGCGCCUUUCUCGAUGAAGUGCACCACUUGCGGAGAGUACAUCUACAAAGGCCGGAAGUUCAACUCUCGAAAGGAGACGCGUGUGGAGGAACGUUACCUCAACAUUCAGAUACACAAUUUCCACAUUCGCUGCACGCGCUGCUCGAGCGAAAUUACCUUCAGAACCGAUCCGAAAUCGGCGGGUUACAUGAUGGUUAAGGGCGCCGUCCGCAACAUGGAGCCCUGGCGUAACAAGGAGGAGGAACAGGAGUCCGUAGAGGAGCGUCUGGACAGGCUGGAGCGCGAAGAGGCCGAGGCGGCAGGAGAGGAAGAGCGUAACGCGAUGGCUGACCUCGAAGCCAAGAACGAGGAUGCGCGCAGAGAAAUGGCGGCGGCGGAUGCGCUUGAUGAAAUCAGGCAGCGCAAUGCACGCAUCCAGCGGUCCGAGAAGGAGGGUGUGGAUUUUUCCGAAUAUGUUGUUCGUCCCGAAGAUGAAGAGAAGGCCAGAUUGGAGAGAGAAGACGAGGAGGCUGCGAGGAAGGCGUUUGCUGCUGCCAGAGAGCGAGCUGCGCUUGACCUCGGGGAAGAAGUUAUUGAGGAAGAGGUGGAUGAUGGAGUUGUUGGAGCGUCAUCAUCAUCGUCAUCAUCGGGCGAGAAGGCGGAGGGCGCCGCGGUGAGUACCGUGAAGGAUACAUCUUCUAUGCCACCACCACCACCACCUCCUGCCAAGAGGGUGGUCAAGAAGAAGAAGGAUUACUCUGCGGCGCUGGGCAUCAAGAAGAAGCCCUCUCUGGUAUAA
Colletotrichum truncatum is the source of this 894-nucleotide messenger RNA. RefSeq lists its product as uncharacterized. The record is from RefSeq and is a predicted model, not a curated record. Gene Ontology annotation, biological process: mRNA splicing, via spliceosome. Lineage: Eukaryota; Fungi; Ascomycota; Sordariomycetes; Glomerellales; Glomerellaceae. Gene Ontology annotation, cellular component: U2-type catalytic step 1 spliceosome.